This is a messenger RNA of Drosophila eugracilis, 483 nucleotides long. RefSeq names its product PLASMODESMATA CALLOSE-BINDING PROTEIN 4 (gene Jig). Lineage: Eukaryota; Metazoa; Arthropoda; Insecta; Diptera; Drosophilidae. The transcript has a single exon. The coding region runs from base 1 to 483 and encodes 160 amino acids. The record is from RefSeq and is a predicted model, not a curated record.
AUGAGAAAAACAUCGAUCAUAUUAUCUGGCCUCCUUGUCCUGGUAGCCUGCCUCUUGAGAAGCAGUGAAGCGGUGACAUGCACCGCUGAUCCCACAGCAACUGACUGCGUCGACUGCACGACCAGUCCCACAGACACGGAGUGUGUGGCUGAGGCUGCUGGAACCACUGCUGCACCCACGACAGGAACAGAUACAACAGCGACGCCCACAUCAGGAACAGACACUACCGCAGGACCUGCUACGGGAUCCACUACUGAGGCCUCAUCCACCAGUGGAUCAACUCCAGCUCCGACAAGUUCCGACAGCGACUCUUCGUCUCCCAGUGGCUCCUCCUCGCCGUCGGGAACCAGCGCUAAUAACUCGGCAGCCAUAAGGCGAAGGAGGGCAGCCAGGAGGCGUGCUCAAAGGAGGAGAGCUGCAGCAAGAAGGCGGGCGGCCAGGAGAAGGGCACAAAGGCGCAGGCGUCAAAAUCGAUCCGGAUGA